Molecule: messenger RNA, 388 nt
Organism: Chelonus insularis
Lineage: Eukaryota; Metazoa; Arthropoda; Insecta; Hymenoptera; Braconidae
Gene: mRpL33
Product: mitochondrial ribosomal protein L33
Exons: 3
Coding region: 105-347 (80 amino acids)
Biological process (GO): translation
Cellular component (GO): mitochondrion
Source: RefSeq, a predicted model, not a curated record
AAUGGCUGUGAGCCUGGUAUUUGUUUGAUCCGGUAAUAAUUUGCAAUUAACAGUUUGUAAAAAACUGUGAUUUAAAUGUUUUUUUAUGAUUGACAAUAGUCACAAUGUUCUUGACAUUAAUUAAUUGUGCUAAAAAAGCCAAGAGCAAGCAUAUAUUAGUAUCAUGUGCAAGCCUGGUUAGUGGACAUCGAGUAAACAGAAUUCGAGAGCGAUUGGGCGACAAAUUAGAAUUUUUAUAUUUCGAUCCUUAUGUUCAAGAAAAAGUUGUGUACAGGGAACUGAAAAAACUUAGAAGUAUUGAUUUCAUCAAGGACAAAAGAUAUGAAAAAUUAGGUCACAUAAAUUAGAAUAAAAAAUGAGAAAGAAAAAUAAAAAGUUGCAUACUUAA